Molecule: messenger RNA, 2245 nt
Organism: Aspergillus candidus
Lineage: Eukaryota; Fungi; Ascomycota; Eurotiomycetes; Eurotiales; Aspergillaceae
Exons: 2
Coding region: 624-1733 (369 amino acids)
Biological process (GO): positive regulation of transcription from RNA polymerase II promoter by glucose
Cellular component (GO): nucleus
Molecular function (GO): sequence-specific DNA binding
Source: RefSeq, a predicted model, not a curated record
GCUGAAUGACUCUUUCUCUAUUCAAGGAUUCUACUACGGGGUAUACUAUAUACAUACCUGUAUGGUCAAUACAGUCAUUCCAUUCACUGCUCAUUCCCCUAAUCAUCCCUAAUCAUCCCUAAUCCGUCCUAAAGGGGGAUCACUCUACUCUAUACUAUACUAUUAUUAUCACCUGCCAUCAUUCCCUCCUUACUUCCAUUUCCCCCUUCCCCUCCUUCCAUUUGGCCUUUCCUCCUCUCCUCUCUUCUUCUGACUUCUUCCCUCCUCCUUCUCUCCAUCAUCAAAUCCUGUUGAUUGCACCUUCGAUUGUUCAUCCUGGUUGUUUGUUCCUUGCUAGUUCCUCAUCUCGUUCCUGAAAAUCACUUGACUGUCUCCCUCCCGACGGUCGCGUCUUAUCACAUACUAGUCGCUCAGUAGCGCGUCGCAUCGCAUCGCAUCGCAUCGCAUUUCUUCCCUUCCCUGAUAGAGACACAGUCUUUGUUGCUGUGUCUACCGUCCAAACCGCUCCUCCUCAACAACCUUGGAAUCUGGUGCAGUAAUUAGCCACCUGAGUUUCAAGACCCAAUCUACUAGACAUCACAACCCCUUGACAUCGUCCCUCCGUCCUUCAUCGAUCCGCAAUCAUGGCUCCGCAGACAACCUCCAGUAUUGCCAUGGCCCUGGCCGGCAAGACCGCCUCGGUCGACAUCCCCAAGCCCCGGUCUGGCUUCGUGUCCGGCAGUCACGACGCCACCCGUCCGGGCCAUCCUACCCUAUUGCCUACUCCUCCGAACUCCAUAUCCCCCACGCUUCCUCCUCAGGCCUACCGGCGUCGGGAUGCGGACCUUCCCGGCUCCCCACCGCUGCCCACCUCCCAGCUUGACUCUGACAUCGACCUGGGAGACGCCGCCGCCCACCCCGACGGCCAUGGGCCGUCCCAUGAGACGGCUGCCGGUCUGGACAGCGUCGGUGCCAUCACCCCGGAGAUGCUGGCUCGCCACCACCUGCCAGAGAUCAUGCGCCAGCAUGGCCCCUUGGCGAUCCGCCACGUCACGGGAUUCCUCACGACCUCCGUCCCGGGCUUUUCGCGCAUUCCGCCCGCCAAAGCGCGCCGGCUAGUCGUCGCCGCGCUGGAACGAGGCGGUCAAGACGAGACGGGCGAGGUGAUCUUCGAGAAGGUUGGCUGGGGUCGCUGGGAUGCGCGUCGCCACGGCGAAUCCGCGCGCGAUCACCACCACUCGAAUGAGUCGCCCCCAUCCAGCUUUCCCAGCUCGUACCCUCGACCCGGGAUGCAGAUUCCCACCAAGCGGGACAGUCUGCAGCCUUACGGGACCAGUGUGACGGGCGAUUCGGCGGUCUUCUCGUACACGGAGGACCCCAUGCUCGAGGACAUGCUCGACCACGAGGCCGACAAGAUGUCCCUAGAUGGAGAUGGACGGGACUACUGCUCUUCGUCGGAGGCGCCUGACGACGACAUUCCGGAUGACGACUACCGCGAAGAGGACGUCACAGACGAAGAAGACUGGGCGCAGAUCGGAGCGGACGCGCUCCGUGCGCAGUCAUUGAAUGGGGGUGGUCUCUUUAUCAACGGCGAGCGACCUCCGUCCUCUCAACUGCGGGGCGGCGGCCCCGCUUCAUCCUCCCUCGCCAAAUCCGCUCCACUCAAGGUCCCCAUCCAACAACUGGGGUUCUCUCUCCCCGACGGCGGUGAACGCGCUGCAGCGGAGGCGCUCUUACGACUUGGAUCGAUGUAAUCAUUCUUGGCCUGAUGGUAUCGUAUCCUCUGGGCACAUCCAUUAGGUCUGUAACGGCCGGCCUGUUUUCUUUUCUUUUCUUUUUCUUUUCUACAUUCGACUACGACAUAUAUUAGUAAUUCGAGAGCUACACAAAAGUCGACCGGUUCGACAGACUGGCACAUGCAUUGGGCUGGAUUGGGAUGGGACAGUUAGGUUAGGUUCGGUUAGGUUAUAUUAUGACUGGCGUUUUCUUCUACUUUUACGUUUUAUACUCCCCACUCUUCUUUUGAAACUGUUUGAUACAGACUGGCUACUUAUACCAGUGUUGCAUGUUUAUUUCUGUCCAUUCAUUUUCAUGUUUACGAUCGUGACUGUGUUGUCUGAGACUGGAACUCGGAGACAGGGCAGACUAUAUACCUCUUGCUUUGAUUUUACUUGCCCGUGUGCAUUGUUGCAUACAUCAUGCGUACAUACAUACACACAUACACACAGGAAGGAUUGUCCAUACUACCUCCUACAUUAUCUUCUCA